This is a messenger RNA of Poecilia reticulata (guppy), 1857 nucleotides long. RefSeq names its product isocitrate dehydrogenase (NAD(+)) 3 catalytic subunit alpha (gene idh3a). Gene Ontology annotation, biological process: tricarboxylic acid cycle; isocitrate metabolic process. NCBI's taxonomy places the organism in Eukaryota, Metazoa, Chordata, Actinopteri, Cyprinodontiformes, Poeciliidae. Gene Ontology annotation, molecular function: NAD binding; isocitrate dehydrogenase (NAD+) activity; magnesium ion binding. The record is from RefSeq and is a predicted model, not a curated record. Gene Ontology annotation, cellular component: mitochondrion.
CGGAAGUUUGCGUUACGUCUUUUCCAGUUUGACAAGCCGCCGCCGCUCCUCAGAGCUCGACCUCGUCUACCUCACAAUCGCAGGAAACAUGUGGAGGUCAACGGCAUCACGUGUAGUUGCUUCUUUGAAAAAUGAGCUUCUACAAUCCAGGAGUUUCAUCCGUGGGAUGAAAACUGUUACAUUAAUCCCCGGUGAUGGCAUCGGUCCAGAGAUCUCCGCGGCUGUCGUGAAGAUAUUUGUAGCAGCUGAAGUUCCCAUUGAGUGGGAGGAAAGAAACGUCACAGCUGUACAGGGACCAGGUGGAAAGUGGAUGAUUCCUCAUGAUGCUAAAGAAUCGAUGGAUAAAACAAAAAUCGGCCUGAAAGGCCCUUUGAAAACACCAGUAGGAGCAGGUCAUCCCUCCAUGAACCUGCUUCUGAGAAAGACGUUUGACCUCUACGCUAAUGUGCGCCCCUGCGUGUCCAUUGAGGGUUAUGACACGCCUUAUACUGAUGUGAACCUGGUUACCAUCAGGGAAAACACUGAGGGAGAGUACAGUGGGAUUGAACACGUGAUUGUUGACGGAGUUGUGCAGAGUAUUAAGCUCAUCACGGAACAAGCCAGCCACCGCAUUGCAGAGUAUGCUUUUGAAUACGCAAAAAACAAUCAGAGGUCCAGUGUUACUGCUGUUCACAAGGCUAAUAUCAUGCGAAUGUCGGAUGGACUUUUCCUGCGAAAGUGCAGGGAGGCCGCAGAGAAGCACAAAGAUAUCAAAUUCACAGAGAUGUACUUGGAUACUGUGUGCCUUAAUAUAGUCCAGGAUCCCUCGCAGUUUGAUGUCCUGGUGAUGCCAAAUUUGUAUGGAGACAUCUUGAGUGAUCUCUGUGCUGGAUUAAUUGGAGGUUUGGGAGUAACACCAAGUGGAAACAUUGGUGCCCAUGGGGUGGCCAUAUUUGAGUCGGUUCAUGGAACUGCUCCAGAUAUUGCAGGACAAGAUCUUGCUAACCCCACUGCCCUGCUGCUCAGUGGCAUCAUGAUGCUGCGCCACAUGGGUUUACAUAGCCACGCCCAGAAAAUUGAAACUGCCUGCUUUGACACCAUUCAGGACAAAAAGGUUCUAACCAAAGACUUGGGAGGAAACGCCAAGUGCUCAGAGUUCACAGAAGUAAUUUGUCAAAGAGUUCGGGACAUGAAGUAAAAGGAGCUAGUGAGGCUUCUCAUAAUCUGUUAGUAUAGUAUUACGUUGCACUGUGUGACUCCAUGUUAAAACGUUUACCCAGAGCAUGUAUUUAAAAUUCUGGUGCUUAUGAACUUGAAUGUUUAGAUUGCAGCACCUUUAACAAAGAAUUGUCUUAACCGCAUCAUCAAGAACAUCUGUAUAUAUGACAUGCUAAGCAAGAUUUUUGAAGACGGUUGUACAUUAAUCUUUAAUGUGUUUAAAACUCACUUUAAAAUAAGAGAGACAGUCCUCAUGAACAUGUCAGAAGUCUUCCAUUAUGGUGCCCAGAGAUUGUGCACUUGAUACUGGUGGGGAAAAAAACAUGCUUCUUUAUGCACAAAACCUUAUCAUUUUGAACUUGGUAUGUUUUUAAACCACUAGGUGUUGUUCUUCCAAAUUGUAUGAAUGUAUGCAGAACAAUUCCAAUAGAAAUGUGAAACUAUAAUCAGAUUUUUUUUUUUCAAUCUAGCUUGCUAUUAAAGUUCAUGACAAAAUUUUCAUAUAUCCAAUCUUGGUUUGAGACUAUUUUUUAAAGACAGUUUCUUAUGUUUAGAGGUAUUCAUUGUGACAGGUAAACUUUUCUAAUGUUUAAAGGCAUUAUAAAGUGUGCAUGUACAAAAAAGGGGGUAAAAAAAAUUAAAGUUCUACUUUUAGAGUUA